This is a messenger RNA of Pocillopora meandrina, 5069 nucleotides long. The record is from the annotation of a GenBank genome assembly. NCBI's taxonomy places the organism in Eukaryota, Metazoa, Cnidaria, Anthozoa, Scleractinia, Pocilloporidae.
AUUUAUCGCAGCGGUGAAGCAGUUCAAGAAAUGACCUGUUCACUGAUCAGCCCGGGGGAAAAAUGGAGAAACUUUAAGGUAAGCGAAACUGUGAACAAGAAAAGUAAUCUUCCUUGUCUCAAAUCGCAUGUGUUUCAAAGUUCGGAAUCACAGAACUGUUUUGAAGAGCAAGCGAUUAGAGUGCAAAAGCGGAAUUUAUUAUUAAUCACUAAAUUAAAGUUUGUUAAAACUUGAUCAAAAGGUAGACAUCACUGCAAGAUUAGAGAAGCCAGCUGAGAGACUAUACCGCACUAUCGAAUGCCUCUUGAAGCUUCAGUUAAAGAGCUUUCUGAACGAUAAGGUUGGAACAGUUAUGUAUUUAUUGCCUUUGCUUCUCAAUUUCGGAACCUAUAUCAGGAUUAUAUUACUGCCGUUUGCGUUUCGAUAACUUGUUCUCGCCCGUUCAGCGCUCUGUCAAAACCUUGUCGUCAGUUCGCGUUUUCUAUUGCCAAAUUGACCCGACUCUAUUUGAAAAUCUCGUUCGCGCAUGGUGUCGUGGUUAUGAUUCUCGUCUUAGAAAUGGCAACAAAAAAUCUAUUUUUAUUAUUUUAUAUUUUGUUAAUCAGUGGCGACGUUGCGACGGGAGUUCACCACUAAGGAGAAAGGCAGGUUUUUAUCGACAAAUUAAUCAGCCAAACUCUAGACUUUUGUGUAAAGUUAUCAAAAAACUACUGCUAACGAAGUGAGGACACAGAAUCGCACAUACCAAACAUGACAUGUCUCGUUAAAACAAUUUCCAUAUCUUGAAUUGUCGACGUUUUACUGUAGCCCGUAAUUCUCGUUUAUUCAAUGAAAUUAACCCUUUAGGCAAUCGUUCGCCACGUUAGACAAACAUCCGAAGAGCAAAGAACAAACACACACAGGGAGACGAGUGAUCAAAGGUGAAGAUGAUUAACAAACGAUGUAACAAUGAAACGCACAUCAGAUUUGCAGAAAUGAUUUCAAUGACACUCAAUUUUGCCCUAUUUGAAUAUGCAUGUUUAAAAAUUUGUAAACAGUACAUAAUUCAGUGACUCCAAAAAUAGCCUUGAUAAAAUAUUUUAGUCUAAUUCACUAGAGAGGACUAUAUUUAGUCUAAGAUUAACUCUGAUUUCUUCUGCAAACAAAUAACAGUUCAAAGCAUAAAGCGACUAAGGUACAUAAGAUACUCUCAUUUAAAUGCAUUCAUGAAAUGCAUUUAAGAUUCAUAUUGUAUUGACAUCAUGAGAAAAAAAUUCUUCUUGGUCACUCACGGAACUUUAAGGGUUAAAGUCUCCUUUCCAUGCGAUUCUGGGCUCGUCUGGGAGGACUGAAAUAAAUAGAAAGAGAGUGUAGGGAAACAAACUUUAGUUAGGAUCUUCGCUUCCUAGUUUGGCUAAACUUUUAACCAGAUGUAUAAAAUCUUGUUCGUGGUUAAUGCUCUCGCCAUGGUGUAAUCCAACGUGACACGCUGGCUUGGUUUUGCAGAACAACCAGCAAAGAUAUUAAAAUUCAAGCGCUUGUUUUAAGUCUUUCUGACAUAGGGAAAUUUUUAAUGUAUAGUUUCUGACAAGCAAUUUGACAAAUUUCUGACAAAUAAAUGACCGACCUUAAAUUCAAGUUCUAACUUUAUCACCCAAACAGAACAAAUGCCUCUCCAAAAUGCGAGGGAGGGGCGAUUCAGAAUUCAUGCAUGAUACAAUUUUGGACUUUUGCCGAAGAUUUCGACGCGAAAUAUAGAAGUUGAUGUAGGUGUCCACGGUUCAAAUUAAAAUUGCAGCGGUUAUUACCACCAAAAGAGAAACAAACAUUGUGUUCUUCCAGUGAAAUAAGCCUCAAUACAGAAAAUUACUCUCGCAUCGCGGCCACUCUUCGAGCUUUCUACGGGUAAGGAUAAACUGACCUUACAAAAUAACUUUACCUGACGCUAGUUCUUUCUAUAUAAAUUUAAAGAACAAUAAUUUGCGAUGUGAAUCGACGGUUAAAUGAUAAAUUUACCUAAAGUGGUCGGUGAGAUGAAGCCACCUGUAAGAAAAAAUUGAAUAUUUAGCUCUUUGGGCGCAUGUGUUUUUGAUAUCGCGGUUCACUGCAACACAAACAUUCGACUCUGAAUGUUUCACCUCUGCUCAAUUGUUGAACGGCGAAAAUUAAUUGUUCCUAAUUUUUCGUUAAAAGUUCACGCAUUUUAGUUAAGGUGAUAACUUGAUAACUUCUAUUUCAACAUAAUGUCAACGUACAUGAAAACAUAACUGAAAUGUUACAAGCGUUGACAGAGUCUUGUUAAUUAUUAAUUACAUGAAGGAUGUAUUUAGUCUUCAACCAGUCGCUCAAAAGAAACUUGCCGACAAAUCAGCGUUCGUAUAAAGAACAUCGCACAACACAGAACCCUCAAGCAAUCAGCUUUGUAUGUGUCUUUCUGUUCGACGUAGAUAAGAUAACAACUUUCGGUUUGCUUCAGUCCUGCGUGGUUAAACGCCCUAUCAACUGCUGACUAGCAUUAAGAACUGUAUAAAAUAACUGAAAUCAUAACAUCUGAGCUCUGUUUGGUUUACAACCUAUCGUUUCUUGUACUAGUAAAACGAUGACUAUUUUCAAAAUGCAAAUAAGAACUGUAUGAAAUACCUGAAAUCGUAAUAUCCGAGUUCUGUUUGGUUUACAACCUACUGUUUCUUGUACCAGUAAACCGAUGACUAUUUUCAAAAUGCAACUCACCUCACUUACUAUUGGUAAACAGGAGAAUAAGCGCUCUUGGGUGGUUCUCCAAACAUUACGUUCUACCGACAUCCCCCGUAAAUUAAAACGCAGGUUAAUCAUUAGAGAGUGCGGCCAGUUGUUUCAAGUUCCCUUUCUUUGGACGAUGCCAAAAUUCUACUUUUUCUUGUCAGACUUCCUUGCAGCCGCUUUUUUUUUUGUUUGUUUGUUUUAAUAUAUUUUCUUCUUGUUGUUGUUUGUUUGUUUCGGUUGUUUGUUGGGUUUUUUUUUUUUAAGUGAAGGCUGCUCAUCAAAUAUCAAAGAUUAGAAAACCGCAUGACUUUUCUUUUCUAGUUAAAUACUAGAGGAAUUAAAGCAAAAUAUUAUUUUACUUUCCUUUACAGUUACUCCAUUGAAAUUAACUUUCAGUGACUCUCGCAUUACCCGUCACGCAUGAGGUAACGAAAGAUCAUCAUUUUGUCAGUCCCAGGCCCUUCUCCAAAGAUGAAUGCCUUAACCAAUAACAAUGUGGUAACACUUGGAAGUCUCUUGGCUCAAGAUUUACCCCAGGCCUACAUACUUCCUGAAAGACCAUCAACAUUCAACCACAAAGCAAGUUUCGUAAACAGUAGGAGUUACCUCAUCCAUGACUAUUCUCCUAAUAUGACCGCUGAUCACAGAUACCUGAAGGCGAUGAGAGCAUGCCCUGUGGCUGGUAAUGAUCUUCCAAUUUUACUGACAUGCGCUGUUCAUCCUCUUAUUACCGAGGUGAGGUAACUCUGUAUCGAUCCAUUGGAGAACAAUUGGAUAAGAAUUCAAAAAGCAAUUUGUACAAGCCAGAGGUAACAAGAUAGCGCACAGGCGUCUCUACGAAAUCUUAACUUACGUCGAAAUUUAAUUUAGGUCGAACUUUUUCACGAAAAAUUUUGCAAACGGAACUUCCAUCGGUCGUCUAAAGUUUAACUAAAUGAUAUCUUAUCAACCCUUUUCACCCUAACAUCAGCAUGUAUAUUCUCCUUACAGUUCUUUAGCUAUUUACUGUGGUACUGACAAAGAGAAUUUGGUUAAAAAUUAGGAUCUUUUAAAGUUUUCUUUCAUUUCCUUAAUUUUCACAAGCCUAAUGUUUGAUUCAGCAGUAAUACCUUUAUGAGAGACUAGAUGCUAUUCACUCUCAGGGUUGUAUGGUUUAAAGGUUGCACUGCUACACUGGCAAAGUGUCUUUUUCAGUUACUCCAUAAACAGACUGACAAUAGUAACGAAGAUUCUCUCUGUUUUUGCAUUUCCUUUUCCUUUCAGCAUUGGUCUAAAUGGCUGCCUUUCUUUCCGAGACCCGAGAUAAGAAUAUUCGAAAAUGAAGAUACUGGAAAGCGUCCUUUGGUGGUCAAUUUUCCAUUUCAAAGUUUUCCAGCCGAAAAACAUGCCGUGGAUCCCGAUAUCCACUACAUUCUCAGCUCCAAGACCAGAAUUCCAGAAAUGGGAGCACCCUGCCCUCGGUACAUGUCACGUGACAACUACACGCUACCUUGUAUGAUCAAAACUACUCAAGGGGUCGGGGGUAGGGGAGUGUUUCUUGCCCGAUCAAAAGAUCAAGCCCUAGAAGCUUUUCAUGAACUUAAAACGAAUUUCCAUUGUCAUGAACCAGUCAUCACUGAAGUCGUUGAGAACGUUAGCGACUUUUUGAAUGUCCAACUGUAUCUUUUUCAAAAUGGCGACGUUCACUGGUUGGGUGUUCGGCGAAAGAUGGCGGGAAAAUCGUUCUGCGAGCACGGUUUGGUCCCGGAUGUUGAUUGGAACGAGCAAGAGGACCUAAAAAAACUGGCUUGGGAUGUCGUCAAACCGGUAAUGAAAUACCUUAAUAAACAUGGCUACUUCGGUUUCACGGGAGUGGAAAUCUUAAUAAACAACCGAGGCAAGUUCUUAAUCGAUGUCAAUCUGAAGACUUCAGAUUCGACAUAUUUGUUGCUGUUAGCGCCUCAUAUUGCGGAGACUUUGAACUUUCCUGUUUCCAUGGUGUCUGAUCUUCUUCCAACAAGUAUUGACGCUAUGCUUGAAGAAAUAGACAAGUUGAAUUGUGAAGAUGAAGGCAGGGUGAUUGUACUGUCGGGGGAUGUGACAUCGUUCACAAAACCUAUCAAGUCUUGUAUAGUUGUGUUUGCCAAGGACAAAGAUACAGUAUUUCUCUUGCAUAGGAGGCUUAUUCGCUCGUGCGCAUCGCUGAUUUGUAAUGGUGCAGGUGAUCACCACCAAAAUCUGUUUUCAAAUGGAAGAGUUUUGCUAAAAUAAUAAACAUUGUUCUUUAGGAAAUUGAAGCAUGUGAUAUCUUCGACUGUUACUCUUUUAGAAGGAGUAGCCAUUCUGGCACAAUUUGCCACACGGUUUAA